This is a messenger RNA of Strongylocentrotus purpuratus (purple sea urchin), 4739 nucleotides long. Its product is annotated as transmembrane protease serine 3-like. The transcript has 12 exons. Gene Ontology annotation, molecular function: protein binding; serine-type endopeptidase activity. Lineage: Eukaryota; Metazoa; Echinodermata; Echinoidea; Camarodonta; Strongylocentrotidae. The coding region runs from base 52 to 2193 and encodes 713 amino acids. The record is from RefSeq and is a predicted model, not a curated record. Gene Ontology annotation, biological process: proteolysis.
AAACUGACUGGGUAUAACUAUUCCAGUGAACCCGCUACACCCAGUCACUCUAUGUGGGUCAGGUUUACCACGGAUGUCUCAAGGGGAGAUAUUGGCUUCAGUCUUCGUGUCACAGCUAUACUAAACCCUGAAUGCAGCAGCGGUCAAAUGCAAUGUUCGAGUGGACUGUGUAUCAGCGAAUCGGCAAGGUGUGACGGAUAUAAUGACUGUCUCGAUUUCUCAGAUGAGGAAUACUGUCCGUACUGCGAACAAGUUCAAUUUGAUAUAUGUAGACAGAGCCUGGCCUAUAAUUUGACUUUUUUCCCGAAUCGGAACGCAGAGACAGCAGACGCUGCAGCGGGAAACUUUACAGACAUGGGAACUACUAUAUCAUCGUGCCAUGAUCACCUGUUCCCUUUCAUGUGCUCCGUUUACUAUCCGGAAUGCACCCAUAACGGCCCCACCCAUCGGGUGUGCUACUCCGACUGUUUGGCAGUCACUGAUGCCUGCAAGGCAUCCUUUGAGCAACUCCUCGACCGUCCUUGGCCCGUCAACUGCUCGUUGUUUACCGAUGAACAGGAGGAAGAUGGGAGCUGUUUUGGCCCUGCGGGAGAUAUUUUCGAUACCAACAUAUGCGGGACACGCCCUGCAUACGCACCAGACCAAAACAGGGUUCUUGGUGGUACCAACGCACGCCAAGGGGAAUUCCCUUGGAUUGGUUCACUCCGCAUCGAAGGAUUGGAUUUUGGAGGACAUUGGUGUGGGUCUACCCUGAUUAACUCUCAAUGGGUUCUUACCGCCGCUCACUGCGUUGAAUACUACGUCGAUCGUGUGGUUUUUGGGAACGCACAUUUGACGGAUGACUCCGACAACGAGGUAGCGGUUGAGGUGGCUGAUAUUUUCGUCCAUCCCGAGUACGACAACAAUUGGUUCUUCAACGACAUCGCUCUGAUACGACUUGCUGAACCGGUGACAUUCAGUGACUACGUUAGACCCGCGUGUCUCUCGGAAUCCUCGGAUGAACUCAAGGACUAUCGUCGCUGCCUCGUCGCUGGAUGGGAAACAUUGAAAUUGUAUAGCCGACCGUUGGCAGAGAGCUUGAAAAAAGCAGUGGUGACCCUUCUUGACCAAGACCGGUGCAAUUCUGAACUUUUCUACAACGGGUCUCUGGCAGAAGAAGAGAUAUGUGCUAGAUAUGCGCCAGGUGGAAUUGAUGCUUGUCAGGGAGACAAAGGUGGGCCUUUGACCUGUGAGGGUGAUGAUGGUCGAUGGCAUCUGGUCGGAUCAACAAGCUUUGGAUGCGCAGGAUCACUCUCGGACAGCAUCUACACCCGAAUCUCACAGUUCCAGUCAUUUAUUACAGCUGUGGUUUCAGGAGCAAUAACACCGGGUAUUACUGAAAUCACCCUUGAGCGUGCCGUCCCAGUGAACAUCACUUCUCCAAACUACCCUUCCGACUACAACAUCGGCGAUAACAUCGUCUGGCAGGUAUCGGCCCCUGUUAACCACAGCGUCAGGCUGGACAUCGUCGACUUCGCUACCGAAUUUGACUUCGACACCUUGUUUGUGGGCGAUGGACUGACGCCACUGACCUACACAGAGCUUGCGAGGCUCACGGGCUAUGGGUUAAGGUCGAUUGUGACGUCACAUGGCCGCCAUAUGUGGCUCAAAUUCUUCAGUAAUUACAAACGUACUGACGUUGGAUUCAUGGCAACACUGAACGCUGUGGAUCCGAGAGGUGACAAUUCUCUAAUCUUGGUGAACGAGUCUACGGUCCAACAGCUACGCUCACCAGACUUUCCUCUUGUUGCAAGCGACAGCGUGCACGAGAUUUGGCGGAUAAUGGCUCCUCAGGAUCACAGCGUGAGGGCGCGUUUCGACUUCUUUAACCUCACCAACGGUUCUUCGCUUACCGUGGGCUACGGCUCGAGUCCUAUAAAAUUCACAAUCCUAGUGGAGUUGACUGGAAGUGAAUUGCCUGAAGAUAUUACCUCCCCCACUCAAAAAAUGUGGUUUAGAUUUGUGUCGAAUACUGGGGACUCCAGUAGAGCGGUCGGUCCGCUUAAGGGAAGUGGAUUCUUGGUGAAUCUAACAGCAGAAAGGACUGAAGAAAGUAACCCUUGCCAGAAUGGAGGAACAUUUUCAGACAUCCAUGGAAGUUUACAGUGCUUCUGUCCCGAAGGCUUCAAAUGGGAUUACUGUCAAAAAGGUUAGGACAAGACAAAUGGACUCGAUACCCUCAAGACAUAGCACCACGAAGAGAUAGCUAGACAAGAAUAUAAUAAUUCAGUAAGGCAGUGGUGUAGCGGGGGCCUCUGGCAUUACUGGGAUUGGCAGUUAUUUUAUUAGAUGUAUGAAGUAUAAAUUGUUGAGGCUACCUACGAGGGGGAACGAGGCAGGAGACUUUAUUUACUUCUUUUCACUUUUCACUUUUCCCUUCCCUUUCUCCCUUUCGUUUUUUUGUUGUAUAUAUCGUGCCCCUUGCAUUUACUUUAUUCGAGAGAUUUGUUCUUCAAAGUCAUGAACAAGAUAUUGAAUACGGGAAACGGGAUACAUGUGUAUAUUAAACCUCUUUAUUUACCACGUGACAAUGUGGCAGAUCUCUAAUUGGCUCAUAAUACUGAACCAUUACUUGAAUGAUAUUUUUUUUUCACGCUGUUUGUUAUAAUAGACAUUGAAUAGAACAUAUCAAACUAGUUUACCCAAUUCACAUGAGCUACAAUGAUGAAACUUGGUCAGGUUUGUUUUCCCCUUCAAUACUGACAUUAUUAAAACAUAUUGCUUUUUCUAUUACGGUAAUGGGGUUUGGUCCUCUCAACAAUACGUAAAUAUGUCAAAACAUCUGGAAUUUAAUAGAAAAUAUACAAGAUAAUACCAACAUUUUCUAUCAGAGUCCAAAUGUUUUUUUUUUACAUAUCCCUUACAAGGUAUAUGUGCAUUUUUAUGACCUUGACCUGUGCAUUUUUAUAGAUGAAAUAAAUCAGAUGAAAUAAUGAUGUAUUCCGGGGCCUACUAAAAGCCCGUGUACUGUUUUUUGUUUAGUUCUGCUGGUUUCCAAACACGUCAAAUUUCCUCUUCCUUUUGGUUUGUUUGUAUUCUCUUAUAUAGAAAUUAUACUUUAAAUUUUUCAUAUUUGUGGUGAUAGAGAAAUAAUUAUAACAUUAUAAAAUAAUAUUACUUUAUGUAGCCUAAUACAUUCGUGCUGCACUCGUUGUUUUGUUUUUAUGUUAAAGUCAGGUGAUGUUCAUGAAUAUUGGGAAAAUUUGAUUUUUAUAACAUAUUUAUGGUGAGUAAUCUGAAAUUAGAGUUUGGCGAAUGUACACUCUCUCCUUUAACAAUUUUAAUGUGUAUGGUUCAUGGUUCAAGUCCUUGACUUUGAAUCGGGGGGGGGGGGGGGUUGAGGGUUCGAAUCUUUGCCGGAUGCGUACAAUGUACCCUCGGACUAGGCAUUUGAUCAAUACUUGCCUCUCUCGACGUUACUAUGUACAUGGUACAUGUAUAAGGAAAACGAUCACAAGUAUUUCGAUGACACAUAAAUGUAUUAUCAAGCUUUUUUUGUUGUGUACUGUAGCAUAUUUAACUCUACUCUCGAUGUCACAUCACAUGAGGGGGCCUUAACUUAUAACAAGCUGUGCUUCAACCAAGGUCUCCUCGUCCAUCUUUAUUCUACAUUGUACUGUUAUGAUUAUACUCUAUUAUAUUUUUUCACAUGUGUUUUUCUGGAAGACAAAUAAACUUGAUAAUUGAUACUUGAUACUAUGAACAUGGUAUAUGUAUAAGGAAAACGAUUAUAUGUCGUUUUUUGAUUUUUUUUUUUUAACGAAGUUUCAUAUUUUAGAAUGCUCGUUAUUCCUCAAAAUUCAUUCCGAAGGUUUGUAAUUCUGAAGGUUCGUUAUUCCCAAGGUUCGUUGCUCCAAAGUUUCGUAAUUCCGAAAAAUGGAAGGGGGCACACAAUUCCGGAGGACUGGUUCAUAAUUCCGGAAAGGCGGUAGAAGUAUAGAACCACAUGUAAUAUUUGGAAUCAUGAACCCUAUAUAUUUCAUUUUCAGAAUUAUUAACCUUGUUUAAUUUCCCAAUUAUGAAGCUUAGGAAUUACGAACCUUCAGAAAAAUGAGCCGUCGGAAAAUCGAGCGCCAUCUCUCCCCCUAGUAAACCAUGAUUCUUGUAAGUGGUUGAACUUGAGUAUAUUCCAUUGUGUCCUCUUUGGCAGGACAUAACAUCUACAUUUGCCACUCUACACCCAUGGCAAAUGGGUAGUUGUUCUCUAAGAGUAUUUUGUAAAUAGUAUUAUAUAUUCCAUAUAUGUUGUUGUAUUCAUGAAUCAGUAAUCUUUGUCACAUCAUAUGAGGGGUCCUUAACUUUAUAACAAGCUGUGCUUCAACCAAGGUCUCCUCGUCUUUCUUUAUUUUACAUUUAACUGUUAUGAUUAUACUCUAUUAUAUUUUGUCAAAUGAUAAAUGGGUAUUGACUUGUAAAAUUCUUUUAUUCGAACACAUAAGUGUGAGCCUAUACCGGUCGCGUAGCUUAUGCCGGGAUACUUUAUAAGGUAAUUUUCUUAGCACUUGGAAGCGCAUAUAAACGGAAUAUUGUAAUGUGAUAUUCGCCAUAUAAAACGAAAUGGUAUCAUUGUUGUGAUUACUCCGUAAUAAUGUCUUGUCUUUGUAUUGAUAUUCCACAUAAUUAUGCCUUUUCAAUUGUACUUGUUGAAUACUACUUGUUUUUCUUUUCUGGGAAAAAAUAAAGCAAUUAUAAACAGCUGA